AUGUUUGAUAAGGUUGAUGAAUCCACCGUAAUUACCAAGGAUGUCAGUACAGAUACAGGAUGGGAGCGGCUACGUUUGAUGUUUACUUUUGACGAAGAUAUUAGUCCAGAAUUAAAUUCGGCAAUGCACGCCGGAUUAACAGGUAUAUUUUUUGGUGCACUGUAUGGUGGUUUCGUAAAAUCUAGAUUAGCAUAUAUUGACUUCUUUGAACGGAAUCAAGCUACAGCCUUCAGAAGCCAUGUAGAAGCAAAGAAGGUUCUUCAGGACCAUGUUACUAUCAAUUUUGCAAAGGGAGCACUUUAUUGGGGGUGGCGUUUAGGGUUAUUCAGCAGUUCCCUUGUGCUAAUUAGCACUGCUGUUUCCAUUUACAGAGGUAAAUCUGGAAUACUUGAGUACACUGUGGCUGGUUGUGUUUCUGGUUGUUUAUUUAGAGCCAAUCUAGGAGUUAGAGGGAUGCUAGUAGGAGGAUUGUUGGGUUCCGCUCUUGGAACUAUUGGUGGUUGUGUAAUUUUUGCUAUUCUUAAAGCAAGUGGAUUUACAAUGGAGGAUAUUCGUAAUACUCAGUACCAGUGGCGUAAAUACAGAACUGAAACAAAACAAAAAUGGAUGAAAGUAGCUACAGAAAAGGAGACAGUAGAGAAUAAACUCUUAAAACAUCAUGAUGCAAAAUUAGAGUCACGUGCUCUUCCUGGUUCAGAGCCUGAACUUGAUAGCAAUUAA
Messenger RNA from Gryllus bimaculatus (two-spotted cricket), 720 nucleotides. The record is from the annotation of a GenBank genome assembly. Lineage: Eukaryota; Metazoa; Arthropoda; Insecta; Orthoptera; Gryllidae.